GGCGAUUCCGUUCAAGCAGCUUAGAAGCAGAGAACUCUCUGAUACUGCCGGGAGAACGCACCCUAGGCGUGUCGCCAAGUGAUCCGCUGGAGGAGCAGCCCGAGCGACACCACGCCAUCGAUUGACGCUAUACGCGGCUGCGAAGCACAUAUCAACCCAUCUUCUCUAUCUUGCUGGCCCGCCCACAUGCCUGCGUCGGCCAAAAGCCGUACUGAUGUGUCGCCGGGCAUACCUGCGGCCAUUUCCGUCAUGAGUUCUGCAACGACACCCGCGUUGGUUACGAGUGCAUCAGCACCCGUCCCUGCAGUUGCUGCUCCACCCAUCUCCAUUAUCUUGCGUGGGCCUUCCACUACUUCACGCACAUUCUUCACCGCCUUGCCUCCUACCCUGGAAGAUCUGCUGGCCAAAGCGCGCAAGCUAUUCAACAUUCCAACCUCUCACACGCCAUAUAUCACACUGGGCUCAGAUGAACGCGCCAUCAUCCUGGAAGACUCUAUGCCUUUUUUGCGGGACCGUGAGCUGCUCAUCACAAGGUGGAACCUCGAAAGCCCAAGCAACAAGGGCUCGCGGCCUGCUUCUUCGUCGAGCGCGUCAACGGGGACGCCUCUCGCUGCUUUAAAUUGUGGCAGCACCAGGAAAGUCAGAUUCUGCGAAACUGCCGUGGAGGAGGAGGACAAGAAGAAGAAAGAAGCGGCGCAGGGCAAUGGCACUGCUAGUCCCAGCGCCGGCGUGUCUGCUGCUGAGUCCUCGUACUUUGACUCUGUGUCUUCAUCACAAAGGUCGGCCAGCAGCAACGGCAGCAGUUCACCCAAACAAACCAAAGAAAGUGCCAGCGGGGGCAUCGGCGGUAGCAUUACGACUAGCGUUGCCAGUGCCAGCUCGCCCGUGAGCAAAGGCAUGCUGUACGAUCGAAACAGUGCUCCUUCGUCCUCCGCUUCGAUGCGAGCAGGCACAAAUUCCAGCGCCAACUCCAUUUCACUAAGCACAUCUCUAUCGCCUUCUCACAAGUCGUUCGAUACCCCGAUUUCCGCCCCAACUGCUUCCCCAGCUGCCGACCCAGUAGCGACAUUGCCAGCCGCCCUUGCACAAGCUCAAGCAUCGGCGCCAGUGCACGUACAACCGACGCUGCCCUUAGCUACGAUGGCACCCGGCUCUAUCGGCAGCAGCGCGAUGGCGCGCGCGGCGCAUGCGCAACGCGUCUUGCAGAAAGCAAAGGAGCGCAUCCUCCGGGAGGACGCAGAAGCGCAGCUGAAGGAGGAGCUAGAGCGUGAAGCAGAAAGGGAGCAAGUGGCUCAACAGGAGCGUCAGCGUGAAGCAGAGCACGCACAUCACCGCCAGCUUGAGCUUGAGGAGAAGCGUGAGCGCGAGCGCCAAGCAGUGCGCGAACGCGAAGCGGAACACGAGCGAGAGCGCAAGAGAGAAGAAGCGGAGGAGGCUGAGAGAGCGUGUCUCCAGGCAGAGGAGAGAGAGCGUGCGCACAAGGAGGAAGAGGGGAAGCGCGAGCGACUUGCACAAGAACGGCAGGAAUAUGCCGCACAGCGCCAGCAGCAACUGCAACGCGAGCGCGAACAACAAGAGCAAGAAUGCGCACGCUUGGAAGAGCAGCGCAGGCUCGAGGAGAACAAAAAGCAGCAUAUCAUGGCGGCGGCCCGAGAACGAGCACGUGCUCGGGAGCGGGAGCGCCAGCGUGUCAACGAAGAGAAGGUCGAGAAGGCCGAGCGCGAGCGUGAAGAACAGCUCAAGCAGGAGGCACAAGCGCAGCGUGAGCGGGCGGCGCAUCUCGAGCGUGAGCAGCAACAGGAACAGCCACAGCCGCAAGAGCAGGACCAGCAGAUGAAGCAAGCAGCUCCAACGGUAGAUUUGCGACUUUCCAACCGCUCAAGGCGUCUCUCUACCGCUGCUGCUCUGGACAAGGAUAUUGAACCCGAAGCCGAUGUAGAGCCCGCGUCUUCCAGCACUGCCGUUGAGGACGCGUCGCCCUCGCCGCCGCCGCUCAAGACGCGUACCGGACGAAAACAGCAGCACCAGCAGCAUCGACAGGAGCAGGACCAAAAGCAUCAGCAGAACAGAUCAUCGGCACGGAGGAAGCAGGAGCUUAUUUCACCGGAGAUGCACUGCGAUAUCAUCCCUGCGUCUGAUGACACGCUGCACGAGCAGGAGGAAGAGAUGGAGGCAGAAAAGGCAGCGCUCAAGUCGGCUACAAGCAAGCCAUCUCGACGUACGCGCCGCAGGAAGGUUGAUGAGUAUUUCCGCAGCUCUCCGCAGACUGCAAUCGUGCUGUCUUCGUCGCCGAUUGUUGCUCCUCUCCAGCUGCCACUUGUCAAAGGCAGCGAUGAUGUUCAGGACGAAAAUGAGGACAUGGAGGACGCGGACCUUGCCCUGCGGCCGACUUCGCCAUUGCUUCAGAAGCAAAGGCAGAUGCAUCCGCAUGAACAAGCGCAAACACAGUUACAUGCAGCAGCACAAAUGCAACUUGUCAUCGACAUUGAAGAUGCCGACGAGAUGGCGGUCGCAGAGGCGCUGUCCAAUCAGAGCCAGUCGUCGUCUGACAUGCAGCCCAGCCCAUCUCCCACCAAGCGCAGCCACGACAGUACGGGGAUAUGGCAGGCUCGCAAGCGCCCAGCGCUCAUGGGCCGCCAGGCUCCGGUUGCCGCGUUGCAGGACGAACAAAUUUCGGCCAAAGACUCUGAAGUGCGGGAACAGAAGGACGAGCACGAGCAGACUCAUGCUAAUGAGAUUAAGAAAAGUCCGAUUGAAGCGGCGCGAAGAGCGUAUGAGUUAGCGCGACAGGUCCUUGAAGCGAUACGCGUUCAUCCCAGCAAUACUGGACCACGCAAAGCUCUCUCUGGUGUCGGCGCUGUGCACCUCAGUGACAUCUUGAAGAAAAUCAGCACACGUGCAUAUGACGAUGAUGCGACAGAAGACGAAGCUGCGACAGGCGCAUAUAUGAUACAACGCUUACAGAUAGAUCUCAAGCACAUGUUCAGCGCUGCGAAAGCAUUCCAUGGCCCGCGCUCCUCCCUAGUGGACGGCUGCGAGAUUUUGGAGACCUUUGCCUCUGUGUAUAUCGACGAGAUCCUGAGGAAGCUGCGGCGCGAAGCUGCAGCCGCCUCCAGUACCGCCAUCUGCGAGCGUGCGCAGGCCAACCAGACGACCUGGGGAGACUUGAUCAAGAGUGAGGACGGUGCUGCGCAAAUGCUAUCCAUUGUUCCCUUGGGCUGACAACGUGUCCCUGCUACAGACGCCGCACCGACCUUCCCAUCCUUCCCCCCUUACAUCGGCAAAAUUUCGAAGCCACUGCCACGAGGUGGUGCACGCGGGCGGGAGCUCGACCGUGCGGCUCCCAGCUCGUCAAUUGCUGCCUCUCCGGUGGAUACCUUGCGCAAUUCGAGCUCGAGCGAGCAUCAGAGCGGAGCAGGCAAGUCGUUCUGGGACUUGAUGCCGAAGGCUGCCCCAGGCAGGGUUAAGCGCGGAUGAUCCGGCGCUGCCCAGCCGCCAGGGCGGGCCUUUGACGAUUCGACUUAUAGCAUCGUCUAGCGUGAGCCAUCUAUUAUGAAAGCAAGACUGCGAAAAAACAACAAGUUGUAUUCUAAACAAGCAAUUCG
Messenger RNA from Tilletiaria anomala UBC 951, 3605 nucleotides. RefSeq lists its product as uncharacterized. The record is from RefSeq and is a predicted model, not a curated record. Bases 187 to 3222 code for a protein of 1011 amino acids. Lineage: Eukaryota; Fungi; Basidiomycota; Exobasidiomycetes; Georgefischeriales; Tilletiariaceae. The transcript has 2 exons.